Messenger RNA from Aspergillus aculeatinus CBS 121060, 1227 nucleotides. Its product is annotated as SSH4 family protein. Lineage: Eukaryota; Fungi; Ascomycota; Eurotiomycetes; Eurotiales; Aspergillaceae. The transcript has a single exon. The record is from RefSeq and is a predicted model, not a curated record. The coding region runs from base 67 to 1008 and encodes 313 amino acids.
GGGGGGGGGGCGACGCACGAAGUAUAAAACGUCACUUAUAAGUGGAAGUUCGAUUCUAGUAAUCAAAUGGAUCAACAACCCAAGAACAUAUGCCAGGAGUCCCCACCCGAUUACGCAUAUGUUGUCGCUUCUUCGUCGGCGAGCACAUUCUCACAGCCUCUGCCUCCUCCAUAUCACAACUGGCAAGAGUCUUCUGAAGAAGAUAGCUUGCCUCCUCCACCAGCAGCGGGCUUCCUUUACUCGUCUACUGGCAAUGCCUCCUCCCAUGACGCUUUGCGUGCGCACGAGUUUUGUGAUGCACACCCACUACGCCCCCCAGCGGAGCCAUCUGUUGCCGCUUACAGAUCUGUGGAGCAUUAUGAUUUUACCCCAGUACGGCCGUUGGAGUUUCAUGGCAAUGUGCAGGUUGCUCGUCAGGGUCGUUGGACGGGCUCCACGGGCCACGGAAACAGUGACUCUAUACUGACAACCAACUUACCUCUUUACUUCUCUUUGAUCGACUCCCCUCUUCGCACAAAUAUGGCCAAGUUAAUCUACUUCGAAGUCAAAUUACUAGGCCUGGGCGAAAGGUCCAGCAGCAGGUUUGCCGAAUCUAGCGGGUUCGCCAUUGGAUAUGUGGCAAAGCCAUACCCAUCAUGGAGGUCUCCCGGCUGGGAGCGAGGGAGUCUCGGCGUCUUCUCUGAUGAUGGCUGUCGCUUCGUGAAUGACUCCUGGGGCGGGAAGCCUUUUACAAGUAAAUUCCGCGAAGGAGAAACAGUUGGCCUAGGAAUGGUGUUUCGACAGUCAUGCGAUAAAACCAGAGUUGAUGUAACCGUUUGCUUUACCCGUGAUGGACAACAGGUGGGGGCUUGGGAUCUUGCCGAGGAAAGAGAUGAGGACUCCGGCGGAAUACAGGGGUUAGAAGGAGAUUUUGACCUGUAUGGGGCUAUAGGGCUUUUUGGAGUGGUGGAGUUUGUUGUGGAAUUUAAUCCCACAGCUUGGUUAUGGACUCCAUCAUGUGUUGUUUGAUUUGCACAUACUUUAGUUAGCCUCAGUUAGCCUCGAUACUGACGUAUGUACAUUGCAAUCUGUCUGUUUGCACCACGACUCUGGCUCAACUGGACCUCGGAGUCGGAGUAAAGCUUUGGGGUACACCUUGGUAAUAAACUCUUAUGCUCGUGUGGGAAAGAUUCGAAAAAUCCUGCAGUAUAGGCAGGAACAGAUGCAUCUGCCGCAUUGCUGCACACU